Molecule: messenger RNA, 4958 nt
Organism: Hemicordylus capensis (graceful crag lizard)
Lineage: Eukaryota; Metazoa; Chordata; Lepidosauria; Squamata; Cordylidae
Gene: B4GALT6
Product: beta-1,4-galactosyltransferase 6
Exons: 9
Coding region: 762-1910 (382 amino acids)
Biological process (GO): carbohydrate metabolic process; glycosphingolipid biosynthetic process
Molecular function (GO): UDP-galactose:glucosylceramide beta-1,4-galactosyltransferase activity
Source: RefSeq, a predicted model, not a curated record
GGGCCUCCGGAGGAGGCGGCUGGUUUCCGCGGCCGGCCGGCUGACCGACCCACCGGUGGGGAUGUUGCCACGGCUGCAGCCGCCGCCGCCGCCGCCAGCACUGGCCGCCAGGAGAAUCAUCGGGGCGGCGACAGCUGCGAUGGCUCCUGGUGGUGGACCAAGGGGGCCUGGAGCUAAGCGGCAGCAGCGGGGGCAGCCUCACUUCGACAGGCGCUGCUAGACGCUCCUCUGCGUUGCCAAGGGGUAGGAGGAGCGUCGCUGACUGACCGACCCGACCAAGAGAGCCGGUAUUUUCCUCGGGCAAGAGCGAGGCGGGGCGGCCUUUCGCCGACUGAGGAAGAAACCCACCCAGUCUCUCUAACCUAAAGCUCACCUGGUUCUCUCACCUGCGUCAUGAAGUAUCGCCCCACGCCCGUCGCCCCUUAAAGCUCCCUCGAGCCCUCCCGGAAAAAGCUGCCGCCACGAGCCCCCUUUCUCGCGAGCUGCCCCUCCAACACUGGGCAUUGGCAAGUGCAGGCAAAAGAAGCUCCCCCCGCCGCGUGGGGCAUUGCCGCUCUCUCCGCGAGGGCAUCCCUGUUUGGGCUCCAGGCAGCCUCCCACCCUUCCUGCUGCUCUGGGGCUCCCUUGGUUGAUCUUGACGUCACCGGCUCUCACACAGCACUUGGAUAGGUUGGGUAUCCCAGUCCGUGGGCGGUUCGGGGAGAGUAGCCGCUACUAGCGGCUGUGGUCGGAGAACGGUUGCAGCCCUGCCCAAGAGGAGGAUGUCUGCCUUCAAGAAGGUGCUGCGAGUCUCCAAUCGCUCCAUUCUCGUCUUCAUCUUCUUCUUUUCCUUCUCGUCAUCUUGUCUGUACUUCAUAUACGUCGCUCCAGGAAUAGCAAACACAUAUCUAUUUAUGGUACAAGCACGGGGUAUAAUGCUGAAAGAAAAUGUGAAAACAAUAGGACAUAUGAUCAGAUUGUAUACUAAUAAAAAUGCUACACUAAAUGGUACAGAUUAUCCUGAAGGCAACAAUUCAAGUGAAAACCUUGUUCAAACUAUGAUGUAUCUUCCAGAAAACUUCACUUAUUCUCCUUAUCAGCCUUGUCCAGAAAAGUUACCUUACAUGAGAGGCUUUGUUGAUGUCAACAUGAGUGAAAUUAGCUUGGAUGAAAUUCAACAGUUAUUUUCAAAUAAUAUAGAUGUUGAGCCAGGUGGUCAUUGGAAGCCAAAAGACUGUAAACCACGAUGGAAGGUUGCAAUACUCAUUCCUUUUCGCAAUCGCCACGAACAUCUUCCAAUAUUUUUCCGACACCUGAUACCAGUGUUACAAAAACAGAGGCUGGAAUUUUCCUUUUAUGUUGUUGAACAGACUGGGGCGCAGCCUUUUAACCGAGCGAUGCUCUUUAACAUUGGCUUCAAAGAAGCUAUGAAGAAUAAUGACUGGGAUUGUGUAAUUUUUCAUGAUGUGGAUCAUUUACCUGAAAAUGAUCGAAAUUAUUAUGGAUGUAAUGAGAUGCCACGUCACUUUGCUGCAAAGUUGGACAAAUAUAUGUACAUUCUUCCAUACAAUGAGUUCUUUGGUGGCGUAAGUGGACUAACAGUAGAACAAUUCAAAAAAAUCAAUGGAUUUCCAAAUGCUUUCUGGGGAUGGGGUGGAGAAGAUGAUGACCUAUGGAAUAGGGUUCACUAUGUAGGAUACAAUGUAACAAGACCAGAAGGAGAGCUAGGGAAGUAUAAAUCUAUUCCACAUCACCACAGAGGAGAAGUUCAGUUCUUAGGACGGUAUAAACUAUUGAGAUAUUCCCGAGAGCGUCAGUAUAUUGAUGGGUUAAAUAAUCUACUAUAUACUCCAACAAUUCUUGUCAACAGAUUAUAUACAAAUAUAACUGUAAACCUUGUACCAGAACUAGCUCCUGUUCAAGACUAUUGAUGAAUAAAUAACUAGGUCAAAACAUUCUAACACUGGAAAAGCUCAUCUGAAACUUUAAAGGAUUCAAACCAGAUCUUUCUAAAGAGAUAUGGGGGGAAAGUCAAACGAUGGUAUGGAUAAAAAUGUGUCAAGGAGAAGAAAUCCCAGUAGCUGCUACUUAAAAUGUUUACAUCAUGAAACUAACAAAUAUUCAAAGCCUUCUUCAAUCACAUUUUAUAUAUCUGAAGCUACUCAUCACUGCUAUUAAAACAAACAAACCAGUAGCUUGUUUAGAAGCCAGGAAAAGCCUCUUCUCCCAAGAAGUGUGGUUUUAACAAACUGAUUAAAUGAAGACUUUGUUUAUGUUUUUGUAAAUGUAUAAAUUAAUGUGAUCAUGAAUAUUGUAGGAUUCAAGGCUUCUGCAUGCACGUGAUAGUACUGUGUUCAGCCAUGGUUUGGUUUUGUUGGCAUAAAAGAACUUGUAAACAAUUUGAUUCAAGGCAGAGGGUUUGCUUUGUUUAUAAUGAAAGACCUAUUUAUAAAUGUUGGCUAGCUGUGACUGUAAACUGUUAUAUUAGUUUGAGUUAUGACCUCCCAAAUACCUAUAGAUGUAAUUUUACCACUAACCUUUCUAGAAAAACUUUCUAAAAAAAAUUGAUUCUAUGAGUGGCUUCUCAUGAUCAGCUGGAAAUGGUAAGAAGUUUUGAGAGAGGGAGCCAGAGGUAUCCACAGUGCAUGUGCUUCUGUGUGUCAUGCUGUCUGAAGCCACUUUUGCGCCUGGUUAUUGACUUGCACACAGGAUUCUGUCAACUUUGUCAAGCCAACUUACAGCUUUGGCAACAGAAGCUGGACUUGGAUGGCUUCAGAUAACACACCACAUGGGAGCAUGAGUGCUGCAUACACCUCUAGUUCCCUCUCUGGGGUUUCUUACUGAUUUUUCAGCUGGUCAUCUGAAGCUGCCCAAUCUGUGAGUAGUACUAUGAUUCCCUGAUUGUGCUUGAAAUAAUGUUUUUGUAUAUUGCAUGUAUAUUAAGGGAAUCCAUCAAGGAUGUUGCAUUUCACUAUGGUCCUUAACAUAUGUCACUGUGUUGGUGUCCUAUCUGUGUUUAUUACGAGCCUGUAUUGUUGCUUUAAAGAGUUCUUUUAAAAGCGCUGUCAUUACUUCUAGAAUCAAAAGAGCAAAGAAGUGUGUUCAUUAGUAGAUGAAUGCUAAUCAGUUUCAAAAAGUGAGGGGAAUGGCUUCAUGUGGAUAGUUUGGAAUAUUUGAAGCAUUUGCCAUUUGUCCGACUUCAUUUUCAUUGAAGUUGGUGUAUCUGGAAUUAGCCUAAAUAGGAAUGCUUUGAAGAUCUUUCACACAAUAACUGCCAAUAGUGUAACACACCUUUCCUGUGUGCAGUGUGCUUCCUAAAACAAGCUGCUUCCCUCAUGACUCCUAAAAAGGAUGAGGGUUCUCACUGUUUCACAGGGAUCUUUUUUUUGUGGGGCCCAGUGCAUGUAAGUUGGGCUCUGUAUGUUCACCAGUUUUUGUGAUCUGGGUGAAGCUUGCCUUCUUUAGCAUCUUUUGAGUGCUAUUUAAUAUAUUUUUAUACCGCUGCAGUUAAUAAUAUGUGAAAUGAAUUACUUAUUUUGUUGUAAUUGAAAUGCAUUUAGAUGUUGAUUGAAUGUGAUUGUUUUGCUUAUUAUUGCCAUGUUUUAGCAAUGUGAGAACCAAAGAAUUGCUGCUUUUCUUUUACAAACUAGAAAGUGCUUUGCUAAACAUUUACAGCAAGAACUAAACAAACAAAAAACCCAGAUAAAAUCUCUCCAUUUGUAUCCCGAGUGCAUUUCUCAGCAGAUGUGUUGCAUCUGUGAUAUAAAAUUGCUUACUCUUAACUCUUCUUUAGAGCCUUGGCAUCAAAUUUUACUGCAAGCCGCUCUUAUUAGAUGUUCAAAAGGAUCUCUAUCAUUUUCAAAUGCUUUGCAAAUUUUCAUAUGCUUAACACAAGCUAGGUACUGUGCAGAGAUAAACAUUGACAGCUCCUGCCUACAGACUUACAAUCUUAGAGACAGAACAUAAAUCAAGCAUGCAAAAAAAUUAAAUUUAGACUCCCACAUUACACUGAAUGCAGUACGAUAAAGGCUUAAACUAUCAUGUACCCUUCCCAUCAUUCAUUUAUUUUGAAACAAAAAUGAACUCUUCCUUUAUCAUGUACUGUCCUGAUUUAGUCUGGCUACAUUGUUUGAUAAAUGCUUAACUUUUAGAUGUUGCCUACUUAUUGUUAACUUUUUUUAUAAAGAUGUGUAUGUGCGUGUGUGUGUGAGUGAUGUAAUAUAUGCCUUUGGGUAUAAAAUGUUUUUAACCUGUCAGAAAAUGUAAUUCCAAACUAUGAUGUGCAGUUUGUUCUGCUUGAAAACACCAUUCUAUAGCAGAUCUUAAUAUGCCAUGUGCCUUUAAAGUAGCUUACAAGCGGAACUGGGAGCCAUUCACAUUCCUUAUCCAUGACCUCUCAUUGUAAAACCAUUGAAAAGCUGCAUUUGUUUUCUCCAGCUUCUGGCACCUUGCAAUUGAAAAUCCCACUCUGAUUUAGAGUGGGGUUUUAAAGAUUAAAAGAACAUUUCUAGUUAAACUAAAGAAAUAGCAAUCAUAUAAUGAAGUCAAUUUGGAAUACUAAUAUAUGUUUCUGAUCUUCUGGACUAAAAUGGGAGAUGGGUGACAUAGGUAUAUAUAUAAAUUAUACUUUUUCUUGGAUCUCUGGGUCUGUUUUUGAAUUUAAAAAUAUAUAAUAACUUGUGAUUACAUGCAAACUAAUGUGAAUUAUUAAACUGUACUUGCAGAACAUCAGAGGAAGUGUACUUAGUAUUUUUUUUCCAGAUAUAAGAUGCUCAUUAAAUGCACUGAAACAAAUGCUAGGAAUUGUACAGAAUCAUGUUGUGAUCUUUUUAUUUUGCUCAUUAAAAUGUUUGUAUUUUCAAAUGCAUUGUCUUUUGAAAUACAAUGUGCUAAAUAUAUUGGUGUCAUGCUCUUUUUAUCAGUGGUGUUCUUGUGUUGGAAUGAUCUUAAUAAAAUAAAUUCAGCAGUGCUAAAAUCUA